Leptinotarsa decemlineata (Colorado potato beetle) is the source of this 1441-nucleotide messenger RNA. Its product is annotated as alaserpin. Lineage: Eukaryota; Metazoa; Arthropoda; Insecta; Coleoptera; Chrysomelidae. The record is from RefSeq and is a predicted model, not a curated record. Gene Ontology annotation, molecular function: serine-type endopeptidase inhibitor activity.
ACUCCGAAUGAUUACGCCAUAAUUUGAUUGAGGAAAAGAACGCAAGUAUUUCAUUAUAGCUAUCUCCGCGCAUUCAGUUUUCAUGUUGGUUAUGAAGACACAUAUUUGCUAAAAAGCACCACUAUGAAAAUUGUUCUCUUUCUUGCUUUGGUUUACACCGUAAGAGCAGCUCCUACUGAAGAAGAUGCUGUCCAGGAAUUCACCGAUGGAAAUCACAGGUUCUCCGCGAAUCUUUACAAGGAACUAACCAAAGUGAAAAGCGGUAACAUGGUUAUGAGUCCUUUUUCUGCCCAAACUGUCUUGGCUUUGACUCACGAAGGAGCUAGAGGAGAAUCUGCCGAAGAAAUGGUAUCUGGUCUCUCAUUACCAUCCACUAACGAAAAGAUUCAACAAGCUUUCAAAUCAUUUCUGCCUAAACUCGCAUCUGCACAUAAAGACCUGAAAUUGUCGACAGCCAACAAGGUGUAUGUUGGACAAGGCGUCAAACUUGAAGAUGAAUUCAAGCAAGUUGCUGAAAACAUUUUUGAAUCAGGUGCUGAAACUGUCAACUUUGCUUCAAAUGUCGAGGCAGCAGCAAAAAUCAACAGUUGGGUAGAAGAUCGUACUGAAAGGAGGAUAAAAAAUCUCAUUGAUCCUGUGUCUAUCGGUGGUGACACCAAAAUGGUUUUAGUUAACACUCUGUAUCUUAAAGGUAGAUGGCAGAGUCCGUUCUAUCGCUACAGAACAGCGAAAAGGACUUUCCAUGUUUCAAAAGAUGAAACUGUUGAAGUUGACAUGAUGGGACAAACGGAGUACUUGAAGUACUAUGAAAAUUCUGCUCUCAAAGCUAAGUUUCUGGAGAUGUCUUAUUCAGGAGGAAAUGUAAGCAUGGUUUUCAUUCUACCAAAUGACAUAGAUGGUUUGCCUGCACUAGAACAGAACAUGGACGCCCUGCUAGCUCCUCAACCAUUCGAACUGAGAAGAGUGGAUGUAAAAAUUCCAAAAUUCAAAAUUGAAACAGAAAUCGAAAUGAUUCCAAUACUUGAAAAAUUGGGAAUCAAGAAAAUAUUUGAUGGAGAAAAGGCUGAUUUGUCUGGUUUAUCAUCGACGAAUAAACAUCUUGUGAUUUCCAAAGUUAUCCAAAAGGUUUACAUCGACGUUAAUGAGGAUGGCACUGAAGCAGCUGCUUCAACAGCAGGUAUUAUGCAUUUCUUGUCAAUGCCUCCACCUCCUUCAGCAGCCUUCGUGGCAGAUCAUCCCUUUGCUUUCUAUAUUCAGUCCAACGGAGUGAUCCUCUUCUCUGGUAGAAUAACAAAGUGAAGAAUAUAGCAGUAUUUCAUUUAUGAAUGAUAUUCCUGUUCUGUGAGUCUGAUGCAAAUAUUUCACUUGGUAGUACAAAUUUGUCAAUUUCAGUGAAAAUGAGUAUAUCUCUGAGAUUAAAAAAUUAAAUGAUAUUGAUUAA